This is a messenger RNA of Nicotiana tabacum (common tobacco), 438 nucleotides long. Lineage: Eukaryota; Viridiplantae; Streptophyta; Magnoliopsida; Solanales; Solanaceae. The record is from RefSeq and is a predicted model, not a curated record.
AUGGCCACUACCGUCGUCUCUCCUCCAUUAGGAAUUAAACGAGUUGGCACUCACAACGGUACCUUUCAUUGUGACGAAGCUCUAGGUUGCUUCAUGAUUCUCAGGUCCAAAUUUUACGAUGAACAAGUUGUUCGCACCCGUGAUCCUCAGGUGUUGCAUAAGCUUGAUGCUGUGUUUGAUGUUGGUGGAGUUUAUGAUCCAAGUCGAGAUCGAUAUGAUCAUCAUCAGAAGGGAUUUGAGGAAGUUAUUGGAUUUGGCUUCACUACUAAGCUUAGCAGUGCUGGUUUAAUUUACAAGCAUUUUGGAAAGGAAAUCAUUGCAAAAGAAGCUCAACUUGACAAAGAACAUCCAGAUGUGCAGAGGUUGUACUUAGCAGUUUACAAAAACUUCAUAGAGCUAUCAAUUAGCAAUUCUCAUCUUAUUCUUUUUUUCCCCUGA